Messenger RNA from Xenopus tropicalis (tropical clawed frog), 3158 nucleotides. It is a transcript of the gene dnm3, whose product is annotated as dynamin 3. NCBI's taxonomy places the organism in Eukaryota, Metazoa, Chordata, Amphibia, Anura, Pipidae. Gene Ontology annotation, molecular function: GTP binding; GTPase activity. The record is from RefSeq and is a predicted model, not a curated record. The coding region runs from base 1 to 2514 and encodes 837 amino acids. The transcript is spliced from 19 exons. Gene Ontology annotation, cellular component: presynapse.
AUGGAGGAACUAAUCCCACUGGUAAACCGGUUGCAGGAUGCCUUCAGUGCCAUCGGGCAGAACUACCAGGUGGAUUUGCCUCAGAUUGCUGUGGUGGGUGGGCAGAGUGCAGGAAAAAGCUCGGUGUUAGAGAACUUGGUGGGCAGAUGGAUCCACGUGUUAUCUUCUACAGAAUAUGCUGAGUUCCUGCAUUGCAAGGGAACCAAAUAUACAGAUUUCAGUGAAGUGCGCCAGGAAAUUGAAGAAGAAACAGAAAGAGCAACAGGUCUAAAUAAAGGAAUUUCUGCCAUUCCCAUCAGUUUGAGAAUUUAUUCACCGCAUGUGCUGAAUCUGUCCCUGAUUGAUUUACCUGGAGUCACAAAGGUUCCAGUAGGUGACCAACCAGCAGACAUUGAGACACAGAUCAGAGAUAUGAUCAUGAAUUUCAUCAGCAGAGAAAAUUGUCUAAUUCUUGCUGUGACCCCGGCUAAUACAGACCUUGCCAACUCUGAUGCCCUUAAACUGGCCAAAGAAGUAGAUCCUCAAGGGCUUAGAACCAUUGGUGUGAUCACUAAACUGGAUCUUAUGGAUGAAGGAACCAAUGCACAAGAGAUACUGGAGAACAAGUUGCUUCCCCUCCGCAGAGGCUAUGUUGGUGUUGUUAACAGAAGCCAGAAAGAUAUUGAUGGAAAGAAGAACAUUAAUGCUGCACUGCAGGCUGAACAAAUGUUCUUCUUAACCCACCCAGCAUACAGACACAUGGCUGAUCGAAUGGGAACAUCACACCUUCAAAAGAUGCUAAACCAGCAGUUAACUAACCAUAUUCGAGAAACCCUUCCUGACUUGAGAAGCAAACUCCAAGAUCAGCUUCUGUCCCUACAACAUGAAGUUGAGGUUUACAAAAGCAUUAACCCAGAUGAUCCAUCUAGGAAGACUAAGGCAUUGCUGCACAUGGUACAGCAUUUUGCAGUGGAUUUUGAGAAGAGGAUAGCAGGCUCAGGCGAUCAAGUGGACACAAUGGAACUUUCCGGUGGUGCUAAAAUCAACCGUAUCUUUCAUGAACGUUUUCCAUUUGAACUUGUGAAGAUGGUUUUUGAUGAGAAAGAACUGCGAAGAGAAAUAAGUUACGCAAUCAAAAACAUCCACGGAGUUCGAACCGGACUGUUCACUCCAGACCUUGCGUUUGAAGCUAUAGUAAAGAAACAGAUUGUGAAACUGAAGGGGCCAGCUCUGAAAUGUGUGGACCUAGUGAUGCAAGAAUUAAUUAAUACUAUCAAGAAGUGCACAACUAAGCUUUCAAACUAUCCAAGACUUUGUGUGGAAACAGAAAGAAUUGUUACUUUUCACAUAAAAGAAAGUGAAGGGAAAACUAAAGACCAAGUUCUACUCAUGAUUGAUAUGCAGCUGUCUUAUAUUAACACGAAUCAUGAAGACUUCAUUGGGUUUGUAAACGCUCAGCAAAGAUGCAGCCUCCUUCAGAAGAAAACUCCAAUAGGAAUCCAGGUAAUUCGAAAGGGUUGGCUGACAAUUAGCAACAUCAGCAUCAUGAAAGGAGGAGCCAAGGACUACUGGUUUAUUCUAACUGCAGAGAGCCUUUCCUGGUACAAGGAUGAUGAAGAAAAAGAGAAGAAGUACAUGCUACCUUUGGACAACCUGAAGGUCCGUGAUGUGGAAAAAGGCUUCAUGUCCAGCAAACACAUUUUUGCUCUGUUUAACACCGAGCAAAGGAAUGUGUACAAGGAUUAUCGUUGCCUGGAACUAGCCUGUGACUCCCAGGAAGAAGUUGAUAGCUGGAAGGCAUCCCUUCUUCGGGCCGGGGUUUACCCUGAUAAAUCUAUGGUGGAUUUAGAAGAAAAUACUCAAAGUGAUAACUUCUCAAUGGAUCCACAGCUGGAAAGGCAAGUGGAGACGAUUCGUAACUUGGUGGAGUCUUAUAUGACAAUUAUAAACAAAGGCAUCAGGGAUCUGAUACCAAAGACAUUAAUGCAUCUCAUGAUCAACAGUGUGAAAGAGUUCAUACACUCAGAGCUCCUUGCCCAGUUGUAUUCAUAUGAGGACCAAAGUACAUUGAUGGAGGAGUCUACUGAACAGUCCCAAAAGCGUGAAGAGAAACUGCACAUGUAUUAUUGUCUUAAAGAAGCCUUACAUAUCAUUGGUGAUAUCUGCACAUCCACCACCUAUACACCAAUACCCCCUCCUGUAGAUGACUCUUGGUUAAAACCACACAGAUCUCCUUUAGAAAGUCCAACAUUCCAACAUUCCUCUAGUGCUAUUACUCCAAUGUCCUCCAUAACUGGACCAUCUGCAGGUCACAGUCUGCCAGCUGCUAUCUCACUUCCAAAUGCCCAUGUUGGAGCUCCUCCAGUGCCAUCCCGCCCAGGCUCUUUGCCUACUCUUCCAAAUAUCAAUGAUCCUGCUCUGAUCCCACCUCAGAUUCCUUCCCGACCAUCAAGAGCACCACCAAGCAUUCCCAGAAAGCCUUAUCACGAUGGUUCAUCCCCUCCAGAGAACACAGAGCUCUUGUUCAGCCACUGAGAUAUCCUGGCGCUGCCUACUCUGUAUUUCUGCAUCCUACAAGCACGGCAGGAGACAACCAAGCAAGACUAAUGAUAUCUGCUAGUAAUGCCAGCUACUUGGUGUUAGAAAAACAUCACCCUCAGCCCUUGCUGUUAGUUUGUGCCAAGCUAUGCCAUGCUUCCAUUUUGCCUGUAUACCUACAUUGGCACACCAGUAUCUACAAGUUGAUGCUAGGGCAUCACUGUGACUAUGAUAAGGGUCUUUAGACUGUAAGCUCCGCUGGGAUAGGGGCUGACAUGAAUCAUAACUAUACUCUGCAAAAGUUCUGCUUAAGCAUGUCAGCACUAUAUAAAUAACAGAAAAUAAAAUUACAGUCACAUGAAUAUAAAAAUAAAAAGUGAAAUAGUUUUCUAGCCAAAUAGCUCAUCAGUGCAGAGCUAUGCACCCCGAUAUUGGGGAAACUUUUGCAAUGAUUAUGUAGUUUUAUCUUCCACUUAAUAUUAUGUAAGUAUGCUCUUAACAUUGCACAAGAUAAUCAGUAUUGCCAGUGUGAUUUGUACUACUAAACUGCAUGCCUCCUCACAUAUAUUGCUAUGCCUUGUUUUACACACACAGAAUGUCUGGAUCGAACUUUCCUAGAACAAGAAAUAAAACAGUAUGAA